Stereum hirsutum FP-91666 SS1 is the source of this 1049-nucleotide messenger RNA. Its product is annotated as metallophosphoesterase domain-containing protein 1. Lineage: Eukaryota; Fungi; Basidiomycota; Agaricomycetes; Russulales; Stereaceae. Gene Ontology annotation, molecular function: hydrolase activity. The transcript has a single exon. The coding region runs from base 1 to 990 and encodes 329 amino acids. The record is from RefSeq and is a predicted model, not a curated record.
AUGAGCGGUCUCGACAGUCUAUUACGCCGACAACCACCCUCAGCUUGGGAGCGCUUCUGUUCUUCACCAUCACUUUUUAUCGCCCGAACUCUCUAUAGUAACGUCUGUCUCCCACUCUCUGAGCCUGAGGCCACAACUGUCACCAGCACCAACUCUCGAGGAAAACCUUCACUCAUACGCAUCGUCUGUAUCUCCGAUACACACAGCACACAUUCCAGUCAACCCGCUCUUCCAGAUGGUGACAUCCUGAUCCAUGCCGGCGACCUCACACAUUCCGGAACUCCAACCGAGCUCUCUGACGCACUCUCCUGGCUGAGUGCCCAACCGCACGCGCACAAGAUCGUCAUCGCAGGAAACCACGACACGGCACUGGCUGACCCAAUACAGCGUACAUCUCUUCUACGAGAGCAUGCCAGUGAUAGUGAUAGUCUAGUGUACCUCGAGGACGAAGAUGUUACGCUCCUCGUCCGUGGUCGUUCGGUGCGUGUUUAUGGUAGUCCACGUACGCCCAGACAUGGUUCUUGGGCAUUCCAAUACCCUCGCGUACGACCCGGCGGCCAUUCAACCCAGUCUCAAUCUGAAUUUGACUUGGAUGUUUGGGGAAAUAUCCCGACGUUGACGGAUGUGCUCGUCACGCACGGACCGCCCUUCUCUCAUCUCGACCUCAACGGAGCCGGCUGUCAUGCACUCCUCGCUGCUCUCUGGCGCAUACGACCUCGUCUGCAUGUAUUUGGACAUAUACAUGGUGCGCGGGGUGUCGAGCAUGUAAGAUGGAGUAGGGCGCAGAAGGCGUAUGAAGACGUGUGCGCUGGUCAGAGCGCAUGGGGAGGACUCGUGCGUCUGGUAUUCUGGUCGGUUGUAGAGAGGUUUAAUUUGUUGUGGAAAACGAUGGGAGACAGAGGGAGGGAGGAAGGGACGAUCAUGGUUAAUGCGGCGGUUGGUGGCGUACGAGACGAGCAGAGAAGGGGUGCAAUCGUGGUGCAGAUUUAGUGGUCCAGUGAUUUGCGUUGCGUUGGUACGAUAUUUUUGUGUGUGUCUCUCAUUUUAUU